UACGACAGGGUAUCUUUUUAACUUAGAUACUGCUAAGGAUUCUAACUUUUUGAUAAAACAUUUGUGUAAACAGUUGUCACUUGAACGUAUCGCGCACCGUUGCAAAACCACUGGACUUUAUUUACUAUAUAUCUAUAUAUUAUAUUGAUAAAACAACAAAAAUCUGAAGGAAAUAAAAGGAUCUCUGAUACUACGGACUCUUGGUAUAUUUUACCGCAGAGAUGUUUCUAACGCUGUGAUUGCUUUGUUCCUGUUUUUGGUAUAUUUACAAUCAGAAGUGUUUUUAAAUUGACGGUACAUUCCAAGACCUUCUCAGAUCUGUGAAGAUGCAUCACCUCCCGUACUAUUACUCCUCGGAGCAGCUCAAGUCAUACCAUAACAGCAUGCUGGCGGCCGCUAGCUCCAGUCCCCCACUCUUCACCAUCGACAAUAUCCUGGCCCCACGGCCCUACCUCACACACAGACCCUCCCCAUACUUCCCAUACCCGGGGCUUCCGCACUCACCUCAAGAUCUCUUUGCAGCAGCAUAUAGUCCUUUCCCUGGGUUGAUGACAGCAGCAGACUUAGCGCGCGCUGGACAAAAGCGGAAACGACGUCACAGAACGAUAUUUACAGAAGAGCAACUGGAGGAGCUAGAGAAGACAUUCAACAAAACUCACUACCCGGAUGUUCUGUUGAGGGAGGAACUAGCGAUAAAAAUAGAUCUUAAAGAAGAACGAGUUGAGGUCUGGUUCAAGAACAGGAGAGCAAAGUGGAGAAAGGUAAAACGCGAGGAAGAAGCGGCAAAGAGAACAGCCGAAUUGGGAAAUUCAGUUGAUGAUAAAGAAAAAUCGUCAAAAAAAUCACUCGACAGUGAAACAAAGGACACAAACUCUGCAUAUAGUGAUUGUAUGAGUGAUAGAAGCACGGACUCUCCCAGAAUCGACAUUGAGGAAGAUGACGCAGAUCAGGUGUCUAGUAGCGCCAAUGUGCUUGCGUCACCCUCAACUUCCGGUUCCGUUUCUAGUCAUAGUGCUCUAGCGUCACAAGAAUCACCAUGAACGUUCGGACACUUAUCAGUGUUGUUGUGUCAUGUGAUUUCAAGCAGUGCAUGCUCUAAAUGCAACUUAAGAAUGAAGCCAUUUCUUCCAGUCCUGUUCUUGAAUGUUUUCGUGUAGCAUUUUUGUUUACCAGUGCUUAAAGUACAGAGGAAAUAUGAAGAUCUACAUGUAACUUUCUAGAUGAAACAAAGGAAACAGAGCAUGCUUCUAAAGUUAAUCAGCUGUCGCCCAUAUACCCUUUGAAGUUCAUGGAGGACAACACAGUAGAAAGACUUGCAUACAGAAAAUAAUGCAGAUCUUACGGUUGGCUUUACUUGAAGAUAUUUUUUAAUAGAAAGUUACUAUACACUUAACUGUUUUAAAAUUUUGGACAUAUAUGUAGUUAUGUACCUAACAUUUAGACAUUGAUAGAAAAGAAUAGUGAACUCUUAUUAUUUAUUUAAUAUUUUCAUUGAAAAGAAUGUGCGACUUUAAUUUUCUUAUUUUCUACAUCAUGAAAUGUUAGUUUUAACAGUGAUACGUAAUGUUAGUAAUCUCCCUUAAUUUAUUGAUCUGUCUAAACAGGUUGUUUGAGAUGUCGAGCGAGGCCCACCGAGCAUAUAUUCUUUGUACAUGUAAAUAUUUACAUUUAUAAAUGAAAUAUGUAUUCACAUGUAAUAAAUAUAAGGAAAAGUCAUCGUUAUCUUUUUC
Molecule: messenger RNA, 1730 nt
Organism: Saccostrea cuccullata (small rock oyster)
Lineage: Eukaryota; Metazoa; Mollusca; Bivalvia; Ostreida; Ostreidae
Product: homeobox protein goosecoid-like
Exons: 3
Coding region: 327-1040 (237 amino acids)
Biological process (GO): regulation of transcription by RNA polymerase II
Molecular function (GO): DNA-binding transcription factor activity, RNA polymerase II-specific; RNA polymerase II transcription regulatory region sequence-specific DNA binding
Source: RefSeq, a predicted model, not a curated record